Spodoptera litura is the source of this 567-nucleotide messenger RNA. Its product is annotated as protein KRTCAP2 homolog. The record is from RefSeq and is a predicted model, not a curated record. Gene Ontology annotation, biological process: protein N-linked glycosylation. NCBI's taxonomy places the organism in Eukaryota, Metazoa, Arthropoda, Insecta, Lepidoptera, Noctuidae.
CUUGGCUGUCACUGUCACUGUCAAACUAACACGGUUAUUUCAUUGCGGCGUUUCUUGUUGCCGAAACCGAAAUCUAUCAUAAAAUACAUUGAAUAUUUAUUAAUCUUUAUAAUGGCGGUGAACAGUGCCACGUCCUUCGUGUUAUCUUCAAUUUUGACUCUCCUCAUAUUUUCGGGGAUGCAGAUGUACAAACCGCUUUUGAUAAGGUCACCAGUGACUAUAAUAUUCGGUGGCUAUCUCGGUUCAUUGAUGUUCAUGUUCUUCGUUACAGCUAUAGGUAACUUAGAAGCAACAUUAUUUGGCAAGAACUUCCAACUGAAGUUGCCCGAAGUAGUCAUUUCUAUGGCUAUUUCUUUAAUCGCUGCUGGUAUGGUGCACAGAAUCUGCUUCACUACAUGCUUAAUAUUCUCUCUAAUAACAAUCUACUACAUGAACAAGUUAUCACAAAAGACGUAUGCGGCAUCAGCCCCAGUUGCAGUGCCCACCAAGAGUCGACGCCACAAAUGAAUUGCUAAUUAUAAGUGAUUUUUUAUAUACUUCCCAAUUAAAAUCAUUUCAUAAAAAAUC